UUCUGUUUCCAAUCCUAGCUGCCGUCUUCUUUCUUCUUCUUCUCUGGUGACUUCCUCCACCCACCUGAAUCUGGCUCUUCGCCUCGGCCGGUUCCCACCUGCAGCAUCACAUCGGCUCUGUCGGUGCAGAGAAACCGACCUGAACGAACUGAAGAAUAAAGCUGGAACUGAGGGAGAAGAAGAGACGUAACCAUGAUCCAUUCCAAUCACUCGACUCGCGCCGUGUUCUGCUGCUGCUGUGCCGUUCAAACCAGGGAGUUCAGCACCCGCAUGGACCUGGAGAGCCGAACCUCUCUUUGCUUCCAGAGCCGACGAUAUCCGGGUCACGCCUGUCGGGUGGACCGGUCCAGGAAGAAGCUCCCAAUGCCCCCGCCGGAGGGCGAGGACGGCGAAGGAGGCGGUUUGAUCAGCGUCGUCGCCAUGUACGACUUCACCGCCAAGGAGGACACGGACCUCACGCUCAGACAGGGGGACGAGUACGUCAUUCUUCACAAACAAGACCAGCUGUGGUGGAGAGCGCAGGACAAACACGGGAAUAAAGGCUUCAUCCCCAGUAACUACGUCACAGAGAAAAACAGAAUCGAGGCAAACCCGUGGUACUGCAAGAACAUCACGAGGACAGAAGCUGAACAGCUGCUGAGACAAGAGGGCAAAGAAGGUGGUUUUGUAGUUCGGGAGUCCAGUCAGAAGGGAGUUUACACCGUUUCUGUUUACACCAAGACAUUGAGUCCUUACGGAGAUAUCCGACAUUACCAGAUUAAAAUAACGGACACUGGGCAGUUCUACCUGGCGGAGAAACACACCUUUAUGUGCAUCCCGGACGUUAUACACUACCAUGAACACAACGCAGCGGGUCUGGUGACCAGGCUGAGGUACGCAGUGGGACCCAUGGGGAGGUGUGUUCCUGCCACAGCCGGGUUCAGCUCAGAGAAGUGGGACAUCAACCCCACCGAGCUGACCCCCAUGAAGGAGGUGGGCUCCGGGCAGUUCGGGGUCGUCAGGCUCGGCAAGUGGAGGGAAGAGCAGAAGGUGGCCAUCAAGACCAUCAGAGAGGGGUCCAUGUACGAGGAGGACUUCAUCGAAGAGGCCAAAGUCAUGAUGAGGCUGUGUCAUCCUAAGCUGGUCCAGCUGUACGGCGUGUGUCUGCAGCAGCGGCCCCUGCUGAUCGUGGCCGAGUUCCUGGAGAACGGCUGCCUGCUGAACUUCCUGCGUCAAAGGGGCGGGGCUCUGCAGGAGGCGUGGCUUCUGUCCAUGUGUCAGGACGUCUGCGAGGGCAUGGAGUACCUGGAGGCCCACAGCUUCAUCCACAGAGACCUGGCAGCCAGGAACUGUCUGGUGAACGAGCAUAACGUGGUGAAGGUCAGCGACUUCGGGAUGACCAGGUACGUUCUGGACAACCAGUACACCAGCUCCAACGGAGCCAAGUUCCCAGUGAAGUGGUCUCCUCCCGAGGUUCUGCACUACAGCAAGUACAGCAGCAAGUCCGACGUGUGGGCCUUCGGCGUGGUGAUGUGGGAGAUCUUCUCCGAGGGACGGACGCCGUUUGAGAACCGCUCCAACCUGGAGGUGGUGACGGAGAUCACCAGAGGAACCCGGCUGUACCGACCCCACCGAGCCACGCAGCUGGUCUACACCAUCAUGUACCGCUGCUGGCACGAGAAACCUGAGGGUCGGCCAUCUUUCUCCGAGCUGCUGGAGGAAAUCAGAAAAGUGGCAGAAAAUCCAGAAUAAGAAACAUUUUUCUACAUCUGAACAUGAAACGUUUUAUUUGACCCUUUUGUACAUAUUGUUACAUUUUUGUAAAUACAUUUUAUGAAAUCACUU
Austrofundulus limnaeus is the source of this 1824-nucleotide messenger RNA. RefSeq names its product TXK tyrosine kinase (gene txk). Gene Ontology annotation, molecular function: ATP binding; protein binding; protein tyrosine kinase activity. Gene Ontology annotation, biological process: protein phosphorylation. The record is from RefSeq and is a predicted model, not a curated record. The coding region runs from base 193 to 1731 and encodes 512 amino acids. Lineage: Eukaryota; Metazoa; Chordata; Actinopteri; Cyprinodontiformes; Rivulidae. The transcript is spliced from 16 exons.